Pristis pectinata (smalltooth sawfish) is the source of this 7529-nucleotide messenger RNA. It is a transcript of the gene atp8a1, whose product is annotated as ATPase phospholipid transporting 8A1. Lineage: Eukaryota; Metazoa; Chordata; Chondrichthyes; Rhinopristiformes; Pristidae. The transcript has 37 exons. Gene Ontology annotation, molecular function: magnesium ion binding; ATP binding; ATP hydrolysis activity. The record is from RefSeq and is a predicted model, not a curated record. Gene Ontology annotation, cellular component: plasma membrane. The coding region runs from base 830 to 4219 and encodes 1129 amino acids. Gene Ontology annotation, biological process: phospholipid translocation.
UCUGAGUUCCUCCAGCAGAUUGUUUGUUGCUGAUGAAAGGAUUAGUAUAGAUGGGUAUUAAGGGCUUGUUUCUGUGCUGUAUGACUUGAAGACUAAGUCCAGAUGGAUACCAGGAUGCCACACAUGGGCCACCUGCAGUUCUCCAGGAACAAAGGGAUGCAGCACAUUAGCAGAUUGCUCUGUGCUUCUCCAUGAGCAAAUCAGGAUGUGGCAGUGGGAAUUUGCACCUCUUCUGCUGGACCAGUUCUGCUGGACUCCUCCACCUCCCACUCGCAUACUUUUCCAUUAUGAGCAGAGCCCUUCCUAAAUUGUGCAAGAUCUGAUUUUGGGGAGAAAAACAAAGACCACAGGGACCAGCCAAGUAUGAUUCGGGGUCUGUCCGCUCUUGGUCUAGAAGUUGAAACAAUGUCGGUGGAGUCUAUCAGCUAAGCUCUGCACCAUUGUUUCCCCUGGUGUCCUGAAGGGGGAGGUUCAAGACUCUCCUGCCAAUAGAGGGCACCAGUUUACCCCUCACAGCCUUUGAACAAAACACCCGCCCAUAUCCAACAGCCAAACAUCCCUGACGGCUUCAUUUGUCAGGGGGCAGCAGUCUGAGAGUGACACGUUCAGGUGAAAGCUCCUCGUGGGUUACCAAGGACGUUUGUGCAGACUCAAAGUGGCGGGGAACAGCCUUCCAGCUGUCAGCGUAUAGUCAUAAGGUUGACUUUCUGAAAUAACGCUAGGACGUCAAAACCCACAUCCAAGAUUCUGAAGUAGGAGAGCAAUUAGACUGGGCUACGAGAAAGCUGAGGAUACCUCAGAGAAAACCUCACUGGCUGAUCAAGAAGAUAUGAGGAUAAUAUUUAUCAACCGACCUCAGCUUGUAAAAUUUUGUAGUAACCAUGUCAGCACUGCAAAAUAUAACCUGCUUACUUUCCUGCCAAGGUUCCUGUACUCACAGUUCAGAAGAGCAGCCAAUUCUUUUUUCCUGUUUAUAGCCCUUCUCCAACAAAUCCCUGAUGUUUCCCCAACUGGUCGUUACACAACAUUGGUCCCACUCUUAUUCAUUCUUCUUGUGGCAGCGGUCAAAGAAAUAAUAGAAGAUAUUAAAAGACACAGUGCUGACAGUGGAGUGAAUAAGAAAAAGGCACAAGUGCUGAGAAAUGGUGCUUGGGAAAUUGUCCAUUGGGAAAAGGUGACAGUGGGGGAGAUUGUGAAGGUGACCAAUGGGGAGCAUCUCCCAGCUGACCUCGUCAUUCUAUCAUCAAGUGAACCACAGGCAAUGUGUUACAUUGAAACUUCUAAUUUAGAUGGAGAGACAAAUCUUAAGAUCCGGCAGGGUCUACCCCAGACAGCAGACAUAAAAGAUAUUGAAAGUUUAAUGAAUUUUUCGGGCAAACUUGAAUGUGAGAGUCCGAACCGGCACCUAUAUGAUUUUGUUGGCAACAUUCGAUUUGAUGGAAAAAGCACAUUCCCCUUGGGCCAAGAUCAAAUUCUUUUGCGAGGUGCUCAAUUAAGAAACACGCAGUGGGUUCAUGGUAUAGUAGUUUAUACAGGACAUGAUACAAAGCUCAUGCAGAAUACAACACAAGCUCCACUGAAGUUGUCAAAUGUGGAACACAUCACAAAUGUGCAAAUCCUCUUCUUAUUUGGUAUUCUCCUGUUCAUAUCUUUGGUAUGUGCCAUUGGUUCUACAAUUUGGAAUAAAAGACAUGCUAAAGGAGUCUGGUACCUUCACUUCAGUGACAGUGGAGCCUCUUAUUUUGGACUGAACUUCUUAACUUUCAUCAUCCUCUUUAAUAACCUGAUUCCAAUCAGCCUCUUAGUUACACUAGAAGUUGUAAAGUUUAUCCAAGCAUUUUUCAUUAAUUGGGAUAUUGAUAUGUUAUAUGAACCAACCAAUACUCCUGCUAUGGCAAGAACAUCCAAUUUAAAUGAAGAACUGGGACAGGUGAAAUAUAUAUUCUCAGAUAAGACUGGAACUUUAACCUGUAAUGUUAUGGAGUUUAAGAAAUGUACAGUAGCAGGAAUUGCUUAUGGUCAUUUUCCUGAUCAUGAGGAUUUUAGAUACUCUGAAGAUUGUGGGCAAGGUGAUUCAUCAAAUGGAGAAAGUGCAUUUCAAGAUCUUUCUCUGCUGGAAAAUCUUCAGGGCAAUCAUCCCACAGCACCCGUCAUCUGUGAGUUUUUAACAAUGAUGGCAAUUUGCCAUACAGCAGUACCUGAGAGGGAUGUUGACAGGAUAAUCUACCAAGCCUCAUCUCCAGAUGAAGGAGCACUAGUAAGAGCAGCAAAACAAUUGGGCUUUGUGUUCAGUGGACGAACCCCGAAUUCUGUCAUUAUAGAAGCUCUUGGGCAAGAAGAAAAAUAUGAACUGCUCAAUGUUCUUGAGUUUACAAGCAACAGAAAACGCAUGUCUGUGAUUGUCCGUACACCAUCAGGAAAGUUGCGGCUUUACUGUAAAGGAGCGGAUACAGUUAUUUAUGAACGGUUAUCUGAGAGUUCACGAUACAAGGACAUCACUUUGAAACAUUUAGAGCAGUUUGCUACAGAAGGUUUGAGAACCUUGUGCUUUACGGUUGCUGAAAUUUCAGAGAUGAUGUACCAAGAUUGGUUGGAAGUAUAUCAGCGGGCUGCUACCGCACUGCAGAACAGGAUACUCAAGCUUGAAGAGAGUUAUGAACUGAUUGAAAAAAAUUUGCAGUUGCUUGGAGCUACAGCGAUUGAAGAUAGACUACAAGACAAAGUUCCUGAAACGAUAGAAACAUUAUCCAAAGCAGACAUCAAAAUUUGGAUUCUGACGGGAGACAAACAGGAAACCGCUAUUAAUAUAGGCCAUGCGUGUAAACUUCUGACGAAAAACAUGGGUCUUAUGGUUCUAAAUGCACAUACUCUUGAUACAACGAGGGAAAUGCUGAGCCACCACUGCAAUACUCUGGGUGAUGCAUUGCGCAAGGACAACGACUUUGCAUUGAUUAUUGAUGGAAAAACUCUCAAAUAUGCCCUGACAUUUGGAGUGCGACAAUCAUUUUUGGAUCUAGCAUUGUCUUGCAAAGCUGUCAUCUGCUGUCGAGUUUCACCUCUACAGAAGUCAGAAAUAGUUGAGAUGGUGAAGAAACAGGUGAAAGUUAUAACACUAGCAAUAGGUGAUGGAGCAAAUGAUGUGGGAAUGAUCCAGACAGCCCAUGUCGGUGUUGGAAUAAGUGGAAACGAGGGUCUACAAGCAGCAAACUCUUCUGAUUAUUCUAUUGCGCAGUUCAAGUAUCUGAAGAACUUGCUGCUGGUUCAUGGAGCCUGGAACUAUAAUCGUGUAGCAAAGUGUAUCCUGUACUGUUUUUACAAGAACAUAGUCCUGUACAUUAUUGAGAUCUGGUUCGCUUUUGUGAAUGGCUUCUCAGGACAGAUUCUCUUUGAAAGAUGGUGCAUUGGUCUCUACAAUGUGAUUUUCACAGCUUUGCCUCCCCUGACUUUGGGAAUAUUUGAGAGAACUUGUCGAAAGGAAAAUAUGUUGAAAUAUCCAGAGCUAUACAAAACGUCACAGAAUGCACUGAACUUCAACACAAAGGUUUUCUGGGUUCAUUGUUUGAAUGGCCUGUUCCACUCGAUUAUUCUGUUUUGGUUCCCACUGGAAGCCCUCGAGCAUGACAUUGUAUUUGGAAAUGGAAAGACGCCUGGCUGCCUGCUACUAGGAAAUAUGGUUUACACAUUUGUGGUGAUUACUGUUUGUUUAAAAGCUGGUUUGGAGACCUCAUCCUGGACCACAUUCAGUCAUGUGGCCAUCUGGGGCAGCAUUGGAAUGUGGGUGGUGUUUUUUGCAAUCUACUCAUCACUCUGGCCGGCGAUUCCAUUGGCUCCUGACAUAUCUGGAGAGGCUGUAAUGUUGUUCAGCUCCGGUGUUUUUUGGAUGGGCCUGUUCUUCAUUCCGAUUACCACCCUUCUGUGUGAUGUGCUUUACAAAGUCAUUAAGAGAACUUUAUGUAAGACUAUGGUGGAAGAGGUGCAGGAGCUGGAAGCCCAGUUUCAGGAUCCAGGUGCAGCUGUAUAUGGCAAAAGUUUAAGUGAACGAGCUCAACUCUUGAAGAAUGUUUUUAAGAAGAACACUUUCAACCUGCACCGUUCCAAUUCAUUGCAGCAAAGUUCAUUACAUGGUUAUGCCUUUUCCCAAGAUGAGAACGGCAUUGUGUCACAAUCGGAAGUGGUCAGGGCCUAUGAUACCACCAAACAAAGACAGGAUGACUGGUAAACACCUAAUACAGGAACCUGAAUUCCAAACAAGUACUUUCGACUAAGAAUGGGACUUCAGACUUUGAGAUACCCAACUUUGAAAAAUCAUGCUGUAAAAAUCUUGCAUGAAGAGGUUGGAUUUUGUGUUUGAUGAAGGGGAGAAGUGCUAAUCAGUUUUGUUAUGUACUCGAUAGACACGAACACUGUGGAAAUCCAUCUUAGUAUAAAUUCACUGUUAGAAUGCCAACACAACACACGUUAACAACUGGAUUGGCUGGACUUGAAAUUUGUCACUUUACACUUAAUGGGCUGACUUUUGACAUUAUUUUAAAAUAAGUACUAUUAUAUAUAAUUUAUUAUUUCUUAAUUUAAAUUCUGAUUGUUAUGAGACAAUUUAAUUAAUGUCUUUAUUACAAUACAGUACUAAUUCUUAAAUUUUACUGUUCCACUUAAAAUUGAAUGAGCACUGAUUAAACCUUUAUAUAGAUUUACCACUUUUUUUUUGGAUAUUUAAUACUUGUUGCCAUUACUCAAACAGAUAUUUUGAGGCAUUAUUUUUUGUGACUGCCUUAUAGGUUCUUCAUAUAGAAUGAUUGAGGAAAAUACUUACUGCAAAAUUAAAAGUGACAUACUCAUGUGCCAAAUAAAUCUAUAAAAGCAACCCAGGUGAUUCUUUAAAUGGUCAAGGCACUGAAUAAAAUGCAGAAUUACUAAGAAACUAUUCAAAUGCUAAAACAGAGUUUAUUGAAAUACAGUGUUAAACAUGGUACUGGUGCUACUCUUCUAAUUGCCAUUAUUUGCCAAAAGUAAAGUUGAGCUUUGGUCACCAACAUGUAAUCACAUCAAAUGUUAGAAUUUGCUGUCAGCCCUAUUCUUCAGUGUACUGUCAUAGGAAUGGAGCAAGUUUCAAGUCCUAUUUGUAACUUUCCUUAUUCACUCUGAUGAGUGUAAUUUGCACAUGCAAUGACUCGUUGAAAAUUUUGACUAUUGCCUUUUUGGCACUUGCUUCUGAACUUGUCUAUCUCAAAUUAUGGCCUUGGAUAUGCUUUUCUCUUUGCCUAAUAUUCAAAUUAAAUUUCAGAGUGAAAAAGUGUUGUAUAUUCUGUGCCUGGCUACAUCUACUGUAUAUGCUUGUGAAAUUAGUGACUUUCUAAUGGAUUUAAUAUUCAACAAACAUUUCCAAUGUUUUUAAUUUCCAAAACAACAACCUUUGCAUCCCAAGUAAGACAGAGUGCAGGAGAGAGUGUUUUUGGUAUGUAGUACUUUUACAUAGCUAUUGUUUUAAAAUGAUUCUGACUGGGGAGAAAAUUUCUAUAAUUCACAAUUUUAUAUCCAUUGAAAUAGAAAGUUACUACCUUGAUGUACUUUUUUCCUUUUUUCCUCCUCUGUCUUGCAGUUUGCCAUGGACAUAAGAUCUUGUGAUUAAAGAGAAAGGAUUAGAUAAAAUGCUGACAUUAUUUUGUUACUGAACACCAUCUCUAACAGGAUCAGCAAGUUCUAUUUUACAUUUACCUGGAUUAUUUAAUUACAUAUUUAGACAUGUCACUUUACAACAAUUUUAAUUUCAUUCAUUUUUAAUGAAUAUGUAGCCAAUUCUAGUUUAUUUCUGAAGCUGAUUUUCAAGAUUUUUUUUGUUGGAUUCAUUUCAGCAUUAUUAUUGAAUCAUGGAAAACAAUUCCAUGUCACACUAUUUCUAACCGACUGUCAUUUGGUUUAUUUCCUACUGCAAGUUGAAUUGAGUUUACCUAUAUUAGCAAUAAUUAUGUAGUUAUCGUACUUUAUGUAGGCCUGACAACCAACGUGACCUGCAUGUAGGAUUUUAGGUUUUGAUCUCCUGGGAGAACAUCCUAUCAAGUUUAUUCACAUACAUUAGUAUGUUGCUUUCUUUGCACUUAACUGCAUUAGCUGCAAUAUACAACCCAUAUUUCAAAAACUUUUGUUAGCAUUCCAAUCAAAAUUCGUCCUUAAUAAAUUAUUAGUUAUGAUAUAAACUACACACACAACGUAAAGGGCAUUUUAGUAAUCCAGUUUUAUCAUUGACUGUUCACCACAAAGCAUCUAGAUUUGACUCUUAAUACUGAAUAUGGAAGUGGAUUUUAGCAAAUAGUGAGGUAUAAAGGUAAGAACAAUGGAGCAAACUCAUACAUACGAGUGCAGUAUUCUGCAUGUUUUGCAAUGUUCUAGUCUCUAAACUGAGCAAAUCAAUGUAGAACACAAAAGUAUCAGAAAGAAAUAUUUAAAAAUAUGAUUUGAGAAUCCAGUUUCUGUUAUCUCCAUUAUUCAUCCUAUGUGCCAUGUGUUUGUCAUAAAAAUCCUUGAAUGUUAAAAAUUGGAGGUUUCAAAGUAUGUAAUUGCUUUGUGGUGUUUUAGUCAAUGAUAGCUGUUGUCUUUCUCCUCUUUGAGAGGUGUGUUGUGUAGUCUGUAUGGUUUUCUUGUCUGUAUCGUUGUCCAGCUGCAUGAGGUUGAGUAUUACAUGUAUAUUUUUAGUGCACGACAAAUGUUCUGAUCUUGCUACUCCUACUGUGCAAGAUUAGAAACAAAUGAUGCAAAUUAAUGAAAGGUUACACCAUCCAGCAAAUUUCAUUUGGUAAAGUAAUCGUGUGUUCCUUCGCCAGUUAUUGUGUGUAUUCAGUUUUGGAAUAAAACUAAGUUAUUUCAUAUAUUUGGAUUUCACAUCGACUUAAUAUCUGUUUUGUUCUGUCAAAGGUUAUGUCUAGUAGAAAACAAAACCUGUACUUUGCUUUACAUAGCCUUAAGACCACACAAUCAAAACAGAUGUAAAUUAUUCUUGUGCAUUUUAAAUGAAUUGAGCAUAACUACAAAAUAUCAACUUUCAAAUGAAUAUCAAAUUUCAAAUGUUGCCUUGACUAGUUUGUUUAAUGUGACGAGGUGAUAUUUUUUAAAUGCAUGUUCAUUAGUAAUAAGUAAACAGUUUGCUUUCCCUUUGUUGCAAGUCUUGUAUAUUAUUUAAAAUGAAUUUAAUUUAACAUUGGAAUUUGCCUUGAAUGUUGUGUAAAGAAGAAACAUAUUCUGAACAUUGGGUUAGGAUUUUUCUGCCAGACUUCCAGAAUGAUUAUUUUUCUGUAGUUUGGUUUUGCACUGCAUGAAUGAUGACCUUCAAAUUCAAUGUUCAUAGUAUUCCUCAGGUUUAGUUUUAACUUACAGUAAGGACAUGCACUGUGUUUUGUAUUUUGUUCUAAAUCUUAAGUUCUUUUUUCUCUGUUGACUUACCCUUGACUCUUGUGAAUUGCAUGGUGGCAGUUGCAUCUCUUAAAUGUUCUGUCUUUUGAUUGUCAUAUGGAUCACAUAAUAAAACUAAAUUUACAAAC